Molecule: messenger RNA, 5103 nt
Organism: Marchantia polymorpha subsp. ruderalis
Lineage: Eukaryota; Viridiplantae; Streptophyta; Marchantiopsida; Marchantiales; Marchantiaceae
Source: the annotation of a GenBank genome assembly
CUUUUGCCACGUAAGUGAGGUCGUGUCUGGCGGCCAGAGAGACAGUCGUAGAAGGGGCGAACACAGAGGUCACGACUGAGCAAGGAAGAGGCUCGAAUUCCUAUCUUAAAGAUCUAGAGGUUGUCUCCGAAAGAGCGAGUGAGCAUUGCUCAUCCAGCCACUACAGACACUGUAUAAUCGUUGGAGGUCGAAUUUUUGUGUUCUCAUCCGACGUUUUUUCUUUUGUAAACGUACCUUUUUUAUACACUGUCUCAUGUAACAGGUUAAUUGGUUCAUUGGAUCUACUACGUGUGUUUCCGUACAAGGUCUCAUGUACGAGAUUUAAUCGACUUUUUAGGAGGUAUCGGAUCCGACGUUAACUCAAUCAGACCUCCUACAUCGAUUUUGGUCCCAGGUUUCAGAUUUAUUCCACCAUUUGACCUUACACACGGCUUUUGAGCUAAGGAAAGAAAGGAGAAAGGUAGACUCUGGUUGGUCGGAAAGUGGUUAAAACUUACGAUUCAACGAGCUGGAAAGCAGAUGCGAGAGAUAGAGGGGGAUGGAGGAGCUGAAGACUGACAGAUCUGCUCAUGAUGAAGAUUCUGGUCCCUGGGGAGUCACUCAAUGUAAAUGGUGAUGUUCUGGAGAAAUGAGGCCUCCUACCCAAGUCUUAAAGAGGGGAAGUAAUUGUCGAUCAGUCGAGUAUCUUGCUGUCUGUGUUAGACAAUGCGAAGACCUGGAGGGUGGCCAACGAAAUUUUCAAGAACGGAUGUGAGCUGUAAGAUGAUCGAAGAUACAAGAAGCUCUUGCCUUUGCUGUUGUUGGUUGGAACUGUUUUGCUUCCGGGGUUUUUAAAUGACGUAAGUGAAGAAACCUUCGCCACGCUGGCGCGUUACAAAAGUUUGGAGAUGAAACCUGGUUGCCUUUAGAAAAGGUGAAGAUUACUCCAGUUUCGCGAAUUGGCAUUAGUAGGGCCUAUUUGGGUUGCUAACUGGAAGGAGAUUACAUGUUAAUUUGUUAGUAAACACCAACGUUUCGCAGCGGGCAAAAAAGCCGGGGAGCAAUGGAAUCUAUUCUGGUGAGGGCCCUGGAAUCGAAGCUCAAGUACUGGUUGCGCUCGUUUACCAGAGACCAGUUUAAGCUUCAGGGCCGCAGUGUGCACUUGUACAAUCUUGAUCUUAAUGGGGAUGUACUACAUGCUGCAAUCGGGCUCCCCCCAACGCUGCGCGUGGCGCAAGCUCGAGUCGGUAGAUUUGAGCUCAAGUUGCCUUCGUUAUCCAACGUGAAUUCGGAGCCAGUUGUGGUGGAAAUUGAUAAGCUUGAUCUGGUGCUCGUAGAAACAGCUGGCAAUGAGGAAGCUGUUCUAGUUACAGGGACUCAAGCAACAACAACUCCAACAAAAGUUGCCUCCACGGGCUAUGGGUAUGCUGACAAGAUUGCAGAUGGAUUGACUAUUACCGUUGGUACGGUGAAUCUCAUGUUGGAAACUAGAGGUGGAGGUGGUGCAGGUGGAGCUUCAUGGACUCCACCACUGGCAUCUAUAACUAUACGAAACCUGCUACUCUACUCAACCAAUGAACAUUGGAAAGUGGUGAACCUAACGGAAUCAAGAAAAUUUUUUGCGAAUAAGAAAUGCAUCUAUGUAUUUAAGAAGCUUGAGUGGGAGUCACUUUCUGUAGACCUGCUUCCGCACCCUGACAUGUUCGCGGAUGAAAAUCUUCCCGACACCGACUCAGACUCUAGUCGUGAUAAUGUCGGGGCAAAGAGAAUGUUCUUCGGAGGGGAGCGUUUUCUCGACAGCAUUUCAGGAGCUGCCUAUAUUACAAUGCACAGAACUGAGCAAAACAACCCAAUUGCUCUUGAGGUCCAAGUGCAUAUACCUGAGACACUUUGUCCUGCAUUGAGUGAGCCAGGUUUACGGGCACUGCUUCGUUUCAUGACAGGGGUGUAUGUUUGCAUAAAUCGUGGAGACGUGGAUCGGAAAAAAUCUACUGAGGCUGCUGGACGCACGAUGGUGAAAGUGACUGUCGAUCACGUAUUUUUGUGCAUCAAGGAUGCAGAUUUUCAGCUUGAACUUCUAAUGCAGUCAUUGAAUUAUAUUCGGGCAAGCGCGGGCGAUGGAGACUGCUCUCGCACUAUGUCUCGCCUUGAGUUGGGUCACUUAUUUUUAAGAGACACAUUUUCAAAUCCAUCAUGCACUCUUGUUCAGCCUAGCAUGCGCAAUGCUCCUACUGAUUUUCCACCAGUCCCGUCCUUUGCUAGUGAAAAGUUAUGGCCGAGAAUAUAUCCGCUUGACAGUCGACUCAUUAUUAGAGAUGCAGCACCUAUGAUGUGCAUGUUUGCUUCCCAGACAACGCCAGCACCUGAGCCCCCUGCUCUUGCUUCACAGAUGGUCGUUCAGUGUCAGCCUUUAAAGAUUAAUCUACAAGAAGAGUCUUGUAUACGGAUAGCUUCCUUCUUAGCUGACGGUGUCACCGUCCGACAGGGUGUAGUAACACCAGAAACAUCACUCAAUGCAAUUUAUUUCAGUCUUAAAGAAUUCGACUUGACCGUGCCUUUGAAAGCUAACAAAUCUGAAGAGGAGGAUGAUGAUGGCGGUUUCACAGGAGUUAGACUCCACGUGGAGGGUUUUAUGGUAGCGCAGAGUCCGUUUCUAACUUUCAGAAUGCUUGACUUAGACGGAGACCCUGCUUGUUUCCCAUUUUGGAAAGGUCAACCUGUUGACUCAAGCCAGCAAAGAUGGGUUAUGCGGUCAACCCAUAUUAGCGUUGCUCUGGAAACAGGACGUUGUGACGACUCGGCUCAAAACUCAAGUACUGAUUGGGAUGCAGGCCUUUGGCGUUGUGUAGUAAUGGCAGAGCCAUGUUUAGAAGCUGCGAUGGUCACAGGAGAUGGUAAACCAUUGAUCAGUGUUCCACCUCCGGGUGGAAUCGUCAGGCUUGGAGUUUCCUGCAAAAGCUAUACAUGUAAUGCGUCUAGUGAACAGUUGCUAUUCGUUCUGAAAAUGUAUGGAUAUAUGAUGGAUGUAAGUCAAACUCUUGUACGAGUCAGCAAGGGCCUUGAAACUGUGCAUUCUUCAGCUGGUGUGCAUAGUAAGACAUCUAGUCGACAAAUAGCUAAACAUCAUUCUUUCGCCAGAAUAGCUCCUGAUGACAGUGCGGUGAUUAUUCGAUUAGUCAACUUGGAACUGAAGCUACUGGAAUCAGUCCCCGGUCAAGUUGCUGUGGAGGGUCCUCCCUUAGUGCAAAUCUUUAUUCGUGGUAUUUGCCUGAAAGCCACUCACAGGACUCUUGGAGGUGCAGCAGCAAUUUCAUCAGCACUGUGCUUUCAAGAUGUGAGAGUCGAGUGUGUUGAAACCGAAUUGUGUAGCCCUAUAGCGCCCGUCUCGUUGAUGAACGCGCAAUUCAAGGAGAAUCUCAGACGAGCCCGAAGCAACUGUGACCAGCUAAACUCCAUGGAACAAGCUUCCGCAUCCGAGUCUAUUCCAAGCAUGACAUCCGAGUCCUCAGGAACGGAUGUAAUGCUUCAGGACGAUGUAUAUCCUGCAAGCAAGCAGCAGGGAUCGCACAAUGUGUACUCGACUAUGCGUUCUGUCCUCUGGAUUGGAGAUGAACGAGGGAGCAUGGCUCGAGCUGAGGCAACAACUAACGGAAAUUCUAGAAUUAAGCGCACACCAUUCCUGGAGGUGGCAGUUGUACACAUGAUUCCGUUGAGAAAGGAGGACGUUGAAUGUCACAGCCUGAAAGUAAGUGCCAAGAUAGCUGGAGUCCGGUUGGGAGGAGGAAUGGUGUACACCGAAGCUCUUUUACAGCGCUUUGGAGUCCUUCAACCUGAUGGCAGCCCUGGUGAAGUGGUGAAUAAGGUAAUGAGUUCACUAUCCAGUGGACCCUUGGCUGAUUUCCUCAGGCCCACCGCUGGAGCCAUCCCAGUUUCAACAGAAGUUGACAACAAGGGAUGGGAGAUGGGAAGACCGCAUGACAUUGAUCUAGAUCUUCAGCUUCAGGAUUGGCUCUUUGCUCUUGAAGGGGCCGAAGGUGUAGCCGAAGGCCCGAGUUGUACUGAAGAUUCUGUUCUCACAAGAGAGCAGAAAUGCUGGCAUACAACAUUUCGGUUAUUGAAAAUUAGUGCAUCCGGGCGAAAGCUAGACUCUGAGGAUUCGCCGCUUCCAACUGAAGGAUCCAGCUUAAGAAGUCCAGUUCAAAAUAUCAAGGUACGCAUUGAAGGUCUUCAAGCUCUGAAACCUAUUCUAGCAGAUGAGUUAUUUGGUUCCGGCACAAAUGACCACAAUUGGGCGUCAUUCAAGGAAGGUUUUAGCCAAUCAGAUGGAUAUGUUUUGGCUCCCGAGAAACGAAGCGGACGUCCUGUAAAUCUUAAUGUGACCAAUAGCAGUGGUAUCAACUUGGAGGUCAAUCUGAUAGAAAACACGGAGGAUCCCGAAGUUCGGUCUGGCCACUGGGUCGUUGAGAGCAUUCAAGCCGCUGUAAAAGAACCGAUCGAAGUGAGGGCGACGAAGAGAGAGGUGGAGUAUCUUGUACAGCGUUGCCAGCUCGAAGUAGAGUCCGCGAGCCGAGUUGCUGCAGGGGUCCUUAAGUUGCUACAGCUACAGGGUCCAUUCGGCCAGUCCGCGAUUGAUCAGCUGAAUGACAUCGGAAGUGGAAGCCUGGAAAAAAUUUUGACACCUGACAAAACAAGUCGUCGACUCAGCUCAAGGGGAACUUUGCCAUCCACGUCACCUUUUAGUAGACACAAACAAGUUGGUUCGAAGGUUGAGCUUACCGUAGGUGCUCUUGAAGCAGCAGUUGAGAGGUCCCGAAAGUUGUGUGCGAGCUUGAGAAUGUCUUUAUUUAGUUCUGAGAUAGGUGGGAGUUCAGAUUCAGAUAAGCAAUUGAGUUCGAAAAGCUCCUUAGAGAAUUUGUCCUUAGUAGCAGAGCAGCUUCAAAACAUGGAGGCAUUGAUUUCAAACCUCAAGAGUGAGAUCCAUUAGGUUAUUGUUCAAUAUCCGUGCGUAACUUCAGUGGACAAGUUUGCUGGUUGUACAUGUAUAUGCAUUUAAAGCUAUCCACCAAUGAGUGAGUUUUGUCAUCGAGAUUGAGAAGCGAGAAAGCAUUUUCUGAAAUAAAAUGA